Messenger RNA from Fonsecaea pedrosoi CBS 271.37, 1608 nucleotides. RefSeq lists its product as uncharacterized. Gene Ontology annotation, biological process: transmembrane transport. NCBI's taxonomy places the organism in Eukaryota, Fungi, Ascomycota, Eurotiomycetes, Chaetothyriales, Herpotrichiellaceae. Gene Ontology annotation, molecular function: transmembrane transporter activity. The record is from RefSeq and is a predicted model, not a curated record. The coding region runs from base 1 to 1608 and encodes 535 amino acids. The transcript has a single exon.
AUGGCGGCCAAGUCGCCCGAUCCGGUUGCUUCGCACGACAAGCAUCUCGAAGCCGACGAAGAAGCAAACACCCCCAGCCAUUCAUCCACCCUCUCGGAAAAGGACCUAGAAGAACCAAAUCCACAGCCGCUCGAUCCCGAUGUCGAACACGGCAUCCCGGUCAUCGAUCCGACUCAGGAUGCCGACGAGAAGGGCCCGCCCGCCGUCACCGUCGACCACGAUCCAAAUAUCGUCGAUUGGGACGGCCCAAAUGACCCGGAGAAAGCCAUCAACUGGACGAACAGGAAGAAAUGGUCCAACGUGGCCAUCAUAUCUUCCGUCACCUUCCUGACACCUCUGGCCUCGUCGAUGGUCGCCCCAGCCACACCCUUGAUCAUGAAAGAAUUCCACUCAUCCAACAACACCAUCGGUAGUUUCAUUGUCUCCAUUUACAUCCUGGGCUACGCCUUGGGUCCCCUAUUCAUUGCCCCGUGCAGCGAAAUAUGGGGAAGGCUCCUCGUCUACCAUGUCAGCAACUUUACGUUCGUCAUCUGGACGAUGGCGUGUGCUUUGGCACCCGGAAUGGGGUCGUUGUUGGUUUUCCGUCUUCUGGCAGGAAUCGCGGGAAGUUGCCCAAUCACCAUUGGGGGUGGCUCUAUAGCAGAUCUCAUUGCCCAAGAGAAGAGAGGUGGCGCGAUGGCCUUGUUCACCCUGGGACCGCUCAUGGGCCCAGUCAUUGGUCCUGUAGCGGGCGGAUAUCUGGGCCAGGCCGCCGGCUGGCGCUGGAUCUUUUGGCUCAUCACCAUCGCUGGCGGCGUCAUGUUGUGUGUCUCGGUCAUCUUCCUGCGGGAGACCUUCGAACCCACGCUCCUGGAGCAGCGGGCGAAACGACUCCGCAAGGAGACGGGCAAUCUCAAUCUACGCUCCAAGCUCGACCAGGGUCUCGCCAUGCGCGUCUUCUUCGUCCGUGCUCUUGUGCGGCCCACCAAGAUGCUCCUCUUCUCGCCGAUCGUCCUCUUGCUGUCUGUCUACAUGGCAGUGGUCUAUGGCUACCUAUACCUUCUCUUCACCACGCUCACCAUUGUCUUUGAAGGGCAAUACCACUUUAACCAAGGCACGGUUGGACUGAGCUUUCUCGGAAUUGGCAUCGGUUCCAUGAUUGGGCUGAUCAUUUUCGGGACGCUGUCAGACAAGGUCGUUAAGAAGUUGUCGGCCAAGGGGGAAAUGAAACCCGAAUACAGGCUGCCACCACUCAUCCCUGGCAGUCUCCUCAUUCCCAUUGGCUUGUUCUGGUAUGGAUGGUCCGCGGACAAGGCGGUCCAUUGGAUUAUGCCCAUCAUUGGCACGUCUUUUGUCGGAUUCGGUCUGCUCGCGACCUUUAUGCCAAUGCAGACAUAUCUCGUCGACGCAUACCACAUUCACGCCGCCUCGGCCAUCGCCGCCAACACCGUUUUGAGAAGUUUAAUGGGCGCUUUCCUUCCCCUGGCGGGGCCCGAAAUGUACGCGGCUCUGGGCCUGGGAUGGGGCAAUUCUCUGCUUGCAUUCAUCGCGCUCGCUCUGGCGCCGAUGAGUUGGUUCUUCUUUCGCUAUGGCGAGACGAUUCGGAAGAAAUACCCGGUCAAACUGUGA